Molecule: messenger RNA, 3395 nt
Organism: Rhineura floridana
Lineage: Eukaryota; Metazoa; Chordata; Lepidosauria; Squamata; Rhineuridae
Exons: 11
Coding region: 287-2038 (583 amino acids)
Biological process (GO): regulation of gene expression
Cellular component (GO): nucleus
Molecular function (GO): POU domain binding; DNA binding
Source: RefSeq, a predicted model, not a curated record
AUGAAACACCCAGAAACAGCUUCCAGAGCCUGACAGGUUAUAAUCCAGAUUCAUUUUAUCCUGUCAAUGUAUUUCCCCUGCUUGUAUGAGUGAGUACAGCCAGAAGAUGUUGCAUCUACCAGCUUCUGCCUUUGGCAAACAGACAACCUAACCGUGGGUGCCAUCCAGAAUUCCUCCCAGCCGGUGGGAGCUUAGUUGGGACAGCGAAGCCGGUCUUUGGAAUACACCUUUUGCUAUGAAUAGGAAAGUGAGCCUCGUCUAAGGAAUGUAACCUGUUUUCUGCACAAUGGAAAUGCUGCCAAAGGUAAUUUGGUCCGAUCCCCAGCCAACGAUAACCAGCCCAGAUAUCUGUGCCAUGGAAGGUUAUGGCUACGCCAGAGGCCAGGGGUCUCCUACGCCAGGAGAAACAGCCAGCCCCAAAAGCUAUUUUCAGCAGAGUCCAUCUUUACCUGCCUCUGGAUUAACUGAAUUCAGUGGUGUCGAUCCCGUCACCUGGGAUACAUCUCCAUCUAAGACUCAGGCACUGCCUGCCGUGAGAGAUUCAGCAUUGACUGCUGGUGUCCCUCGGAAGCAGUAUGUGGGGGUGAGGGUAAAAAUGCCAGUGUGUGAGUUGCUGAGGAAAAUACGCCUCUCCAAAGGGACAGAGUCCAGUGACAUCAAGGAAACGCCUGGAAAAGUGUGUACCAAAAAGACUUCAAAAAGAGCAGGAAAAAAAAGAGCUCACUCGGAGAGGCCUUACAAGCAAAAUAGCCAUCAGGCAGCCUUAAAGAGUGUGGAGGACUUGGACAUCCUAGUCGAAGUACUUCAGGAAGACCUGGACGAGAGCCAUUCCAAGCUAGGGUUGCAGUUGCCUAUGCAGUGUGAGCUUGGGGGCGUGUACCAAGAAGCUGCCGCCGGCAACCCACAACCAAAUGGAAACUGGCUAGGAAGCAGUUGGGAGACAGAUGGAAUCCAGUCUUUCUCCACUCCGGGCACAUUACCCCAUCCAUGUGCUGAGAAUUUCUAUGGAUUUGAUUGCAGAAAGAUGCAACAACGCCAAAAUUCUUGUGUAGAAGAAAGACCCUGCCUGGUGGAGAAUGGGGCUGUUGUACAUCCUAGGGAGAGUUUCCAAGGCUUUGGCAGGGAGAUUAGGCCUCAUGGCCAAUAUCCACUGGGGCAUGAUUUGCCGGAGACUUUGGAAGAUGACGCAGCUGCCUUGUAUGAUGAGGGACACCCAAAGUCAAGUGCAGGUUCUUUUGUGGGCCAGGAGGCCGCUGGCAUUUCUUUGUUCCAGUUCCAGCUCCACCGUGAGGAGAGUUGGCUAAGGAACACCUCAGUGGACAAGUUGCUCACACCAGAUAAAAAUGGCAACAGGCUUCUUCACAAGGCCGUUGCACAGGGGGAAAGGGCCCUAGCAUAUGUGCUGGCAUGGAGGUUUGCACAUCUGAACAUAAUUGACGGGAAGAAUGAAGAGAAGCAGACUGCCUUGCACAUAGCAGCUGGAAGGAACCAUCAUCUCAUUGCCAGUGACCUCAUCUCUCUGGGUGCCCAUGUCAACGUGAGGGACAGUUCAGAGAAGACACCCUUGCACCUCUGUGCUGAGAAGGGCUAUCUGAAGGUUCUGGAAGUGUUGAAAAGCUGUCAGGAAAAUGGCAUCCAUGUUGAAGUAGACGCAACUGACAACCAGGGCUUGACACCAUUACAGUGUGCAGCUUUGGCUCACUGUACACAUGCAACAGACCUGGGAAUCAGCCAUCUUUCCCCUGAGGCCUGGAAGCUUCUGAAUCUCCAUCAGGAUCAGAUACUGAGUGGCAUCAAGUGCUUGAUGCAAAUGGGGGCUGACCCGUGGUGGGGGCAAGGAACAAACCCAUCAACUCAAGUUUCAAAUUAUUUUGCAAAAGUCCAGCAAAAUAAUGAACUGAUGUGUUUUUUUCCAAACUCACAAGCCCCAAUGGCAGCAGGAUUCCAGCUUGCUCCCUGGACCAGAUGGAACGUCCCUUCUGCAUUUACAAGGAGAAGAACUGGAGCUACCAAUGGUUUCGCUUCCAGGUUUCCUUGACCAUUUCGCUGAAGAUGCCACGUAAACAGAAGACUGAGCACACCAGGUAGUCAUGGAUGUCCUAGAGCACUGGUGUAAUGGAGCAGAUGUGCUUCAGGGGGCUGGGAUUGCAUACUAGGUGAUCCAAAGCCUCUAGAAGGCCUCCAUGAACUUUAAGAAGUUGGAGAACCCAUUUCUGCCAUGCUGUUGGCAAAAGAACAGCUCGAGAACAGACAGUAAAAGUCUUUGAACAUGUGAAGGCUUGGGCUAUGCUGGAGACAUGUCUUCAGAAAGGUUACAGUAGAAGACCACUGAAUAGUAUAGAUAAGAAAGGGUAGCAUCCCCCCCGCCAAACCACAUGUGCUAAACAGAUAAAGAGGCCACCAGGACCACCGUCAGCCCCCAUCCCUGAGGUUCCCCACCCCUGCCUUAACUGAUCCUGCUCUCAAAAUACCAAGUGCAAGAGAUAAUCCUCUGUGAUGGAUGGUGGUCCUUCAAGCAGUCAGUAUUGAGCUUAAUGGACCUGUGGUUUGAUAUCCAUAGGCUCACAGAGACAGAUUUUAUAGCAGUGAUCACAGAAUUUGGAAAUCUAGCUCUAAAGAAGACAUAGGGCUUUCCUGCAUUCACCUGUGAUCAUUAGUUCACAAAUAUUUGUUUUUAAUUAUUAGGUCACAAAUGUGUUUGGCAUGAACUUGGGGAAAGCAAAGCAAAGCAAAACAAAACAAACCUUGCUCUGAGCAUGUGUUUCCAGCAAAAGCCGCAAUCCUUCGUUAUUGAUGCAAUCAAAGUUUACAGAGGUUGUUUUGUGUGUGCAUAACAAAUGGGCAGACAAGUCUGGAACUGUACAGAUGGAGCUGGACAAGUGACUCAUCAGGCUGUGUGAAAACUGCUUCCCAAUACUUUUGGAUACUGAAUUUUUGGUGCAAACUCUCAAUAUUAUGUGGAAACAACCAACCCCUUCAAUUCUGUGCUGAAUGCUGGUGCCUGUUCCCAGUAGAGAAGAGGCACCAGCAGCCAAAGUGACAGGAUUUAUGCCUGCAGUCAACAGCUGUUGAAUUGAGAGGGGGGUUAAAUCUUGCUCAAUUUAUCUGCAUGCACCCUAGGACCACAAAGAACUUCUUUAUACAGUGAGGCAAGCACACAAGAAGCAGAGGACCAAGAGUUAACAGUGUAACACAUUUCUUUGACCAGCCCCAGAACCUUUGUAGCUGGAUAUCAGUGCAUUUGUAGUGAUAGUUGUCUGUCACCAAGUUGUUUGGUGAUCCAUUUUAAAAGCAUGCGGCAGGGCUUGAAACAGCAACACCUUGGUCUUAAAUGCAAGCCUCGCUACUUUUGGUAAUAAUACUCACUUCCAAAGGAAGUGUGCUCAGGGUUGCAG